Acytostelium subglobosum LB1 is the source of this 1263-nucleotide messenger RNA. RefSeq lists its product as hypothetical. The record is from RefSeq and is a predicted model, not a curated record. Bases 1 to 1263 code for a protein of 420 amino acids. Lineage: Eukaryota; Evosea; Eumycetozoa; Acytosteliales; Acytosteliaceae. Gene Ontology annotation, molecular function: ubiquitin protein ligase activity; protein binding. The transcript has 4 exons. Gene Ontology annotation, cellular component: GID complex; cytoplasm; nucleus. Gene Ontology annotation, biological process: proteasome-mediated ubiquitin-dependent protein catabolic process.
AUGAUGGAUACAUCAGGAGGCGCCCCAACAGCAGCAACAACAGUGCCAUUUGCCAAUGCAGGCAAGAUCGACUUUGAUACUCUCGAUGAGAGUAUAGGUCGUAUAGCAAAGAAACAAAAGACUACACUGUCAAAGACUAUAAAGGACAUUGAUUCUAUAAUAGCCACACUCAAUCAAUCAAAGAGUCAAUUGAUGUUACUCGAUACAAUGAAUGAUGAUGAUACAGAGAAGAUGGAAGUGGAUGUAGCAGGGUUCGUACCAAAGGUAAUAAGUAACCUUCACAAGACACUGUCAGAGUCAAAGUUCUGUUUAAAGGUUCAGUCUGAGCACAAGGAGUUGCAUGCACCAGUGUCAAAGAUUGGCAAGACAGUGGACAAGUGCUUCAGAUCAGAUAUUGAACAAGCAUCAAAGGAUAUAGAGUUCGAUAGGGAUACACUCAACAACCUGAUACUCAAUCAUCUGUAUCGUGAGGGACAAUUCGAUGUUGGUGAUCUCUUUGCACAAGAGAUGGGAAUGAUGGGGGAGAGUCUAGAAUCACUCAAGAGUGACUUUAUCGAUCAUCAUGAUAUAGUAGGCUCGAUUGAGAAGAAGGACCUACAGCCUGCCAUCAACUGGUGUAAACACAAGAGAACAGAGCUGGCGAAGCUGGAUACACACUUGGAGUUCAAGCUACACAAGUUACAAUUCAUUCAUUUGCUUGGAUCAAAGAAGAACAAUGAAGCGUUGAUGUAUGCUAAGGCUCACUUCCCCGACCACAGCAACAGCAGGCUAAAGGAGAUACAGUCACUGAUGGGCACGUUCCUUUACACGGACCGCCUGUCCACCUCGCCCUACCAACACAUGUUUGAUCCCAAGUCCAUCAGCCAUCAAUGGAGCGACAUCAAGACAUCGUUCUCACGCGACAGCUUUGCCCUGAUGGGCCUGCCGCAGGAGAGUCCACUGGCAAUCACAGUGACGGUUGGCGUCAAGUCGUUGCCCACAUUCAUCAAGCUGGCCUCAUUCUCUGUGCUCAAGGAUGCCAACGAUGACUCGCUCACCGUUGACAUUCACGUCGAUCAAAAGUACAAGUUCCAUUCAAUCUUCUCAUGUCCAGUCUCAAGAGAACAAAGCACCAAGAACAAUCCACCAGUCAUCCUACAAUGUGGACAUCUCCUUGCCAAGAACUCCAUGCUCAAACUUGUCAAAGGUGCAUCAGGGAAAUUCAAGUGUCCAUACUGUCCGAUCGAACAGAAUGUCCGGGAUGUCAAGCAAAUAUAUCUGUAA